GAUACAGUGGAUGUUCUCGCCGGUCGCCUUAUUCGUUAUCAUGGGCUACCAGAGGCCUUCAUUUCGGACCGUGAUCCACGUUUCCAAUCAGAUCUAUGGCAGCAGCUGUGUACGCGUUUUAACAUCAAACGCGCCUUAUCCUCCUCGUACCACCCCCAGAGCGACGGCCAAACUGAACGAGUAAACCGCACGCUCGCACAAAUGCUCCUCACCUACAGUCAAUCUGAUGAACGCGAAUGGAGGCGAUUAUUACCUGCCUUAGAGCUCGCGUACAACACCACUAGCCAUUCUUCCACUGAGCUUUCCCCCUUCGAGGUCAUGAUUGGUAAGAACCCCCUGACUGCAGCGGAUCUCGAUGUCGUGGGUGCCCUCUCCGCUACCCUUACUCCACCGAUGACCAAGCUCUUUCGCCAGCUCUGCGACCGGGCGCAGCGUCAUAUCCUGAAGGCAAAAGGUCAGCAAAAGCACUACUCAGACACCCACCGCCGCGAAGUGGAGUAUGCGGUGGGCGACAAAGUCUGGCUGAGUAGCAAGCACCAGGCUCACAGCGGGCAAUCAGACUGCGAAUGUGGCGCUGUGGACGGGGAAACUGCGAGAGCAGGGGAUGCCACCGGACGACUCGUUGAUUACUGUAGUGUUGCAUGCUCUUUCUCAGGCAUGUCGGGGAUUGAGAAUCAGUUUGAAUGGUAA
Molecule: messenger RNA, 690 nt
Organism: Eimeria acervulina
Lineage: Eukaryota; Apicomplexa; Conoidasida; Eucoccidiorida; Eimeriidae
Exons: 1
Biological process (GO): DNA integration
Molecular function (GO): nucleic acid binding
Source: RefSeq, a predicted model, not a curated record